Messenger RNA from Medioppia subpectinata, 855 nucleotides. Lineage: Eukaryota; Metazoa; Arthropoda; Arachnida; Sarcoptiformes; Oppiidae. The record is from the annotation of a GenBank genome assembly.
AGUGUUAUUUUUAUUGAUCAUUCAAUGAGUGGACGAGUGUUUGUGAAGUAUUUUCAAAAACAAUUGGCAAUUGAUUUAUUGUUCAAAUCUAACCGUAAUAUUACCCGUAAUUCUCGUUUAUUAACAGCCGCGUCAAACCCAGAGCUUAAAACACCUGAUACAAUGACUACAAACAACACCAACGAGACCACGUACACUUACGACCAGGCCGUCAUCAAGGGCCGUAACGCUGACCACUCCAUACACCCGCUAAUCCUGAGCCGUACGUCUCCGCGGGAAAUGACGGGUCAGUUGCUGUCGGACGGGGAACUAAUGACCCUAUUCGAGGCAGCUAGAUGGGCACCUUCAUUUUACAAUCAGCAACCAUGGCGAUUCGCGUACGCCAAACGCAACACGGACAAUUACGCCAAGUUUGAGUCAUUGGUGUGGCCCCUGAACCUGCAGUGGUGUCGAGAGGCGUCGGCGCUGGUAGUGGUGGCCUCUCAUAAGCUGUUUUACAUGAAGGGCGACAAUACUAAAGAGUUGCCGAACCCGACCCAUAGUUUUGAUGCCGGGGCCGCCUGUAUGGCUCUGGCACUGGAGGCCAAUGCCCGCGAUUUGGUGGUACACUGUAUGGCAGGCUUUGACUAUCAGAAAGCGUACGAAGUGUUUGGUGUGGAUCAGCAGCGGUACAACAUUGACUGUAUGAUUGCGAUCGGUCGCCGCCCGGAGCCCAAUCUGCGCCCACACGAGCCCCGCGUUUCGCCACGAAAUGCACUCAAUACGUUUGUAUCGGAGGGAAGCUUUCGACCAGUCCCGGUCCAGAGAAAUGAGUCCAAGAUAGAAGAAAUCCAAGAUAGAUAUAGUAAAACAUGA